GGUGCUGGCUGGACAGCGGCGCCGGGCGAGGCGAUGGCCCCGAGCGAUUGGGCGCUGUAUCCCCAUGCGGAUGGAUGGUGGGCCAUUCAUGUGCCAGCCUCCGCCAUCGAGUUCGUAAUGACCGAUGGCCACGGCGCAUGGGCGAAGGACCAGAAUGGCGAGAACCUGCUCAUCAGAGGUUCGGGCACCUGGACUGUCUGUGGCCACAUGAUCACCAGGGUUGAGGAUCUCAGCAAGGAGGGCUCCAUCACGUACGUGGAGGAAGAGAAGCAGCAGGUUCAGGUGCUGCAGCAGCCACCAGAGCCUGCAGCGAUCACCGUGCUUUAUCAGACGGGGUGGACAGCACCCCGCCUGCACUACAGUGCGGAGGGUGCUGGCUGGACAGCGGCGCCGGGCGAGGCGAUGGCCCCGAGCGAUUGGGCGCUGUAUCCCCCUGCGGAUGGAUGGUGGGCCAUUCAUGCCAUCGAGUUCGUAAUGACCGAUGGCCACGGCGCAUGGGCGAAGGCCGGUCGGCGCUCUGCCUUCACGUUGCUGCCUGCGUUCCUGCAAGA
Molecule: messenger RNA, 551 nt
Organism: Symbiodinium pilosum
Lineage: Eukaryota; Dinophyceae; Suessiales; Symbiodiniaceae
Source: the annotation of a GenBank genome assembly